This is a messenger RNA of Meloidogyne enterolobii, 1972 nucleotides long. The record is from the annotation of a GenBank genome assembly. Lineage: Eukaryota; Metazoa; Nematoda; Chromadorea; Rhabditida; Meloidogynidae.
AUGUUAACUCACGGAGAUGGAAUACUUCCACCUUCAAAUACUCCUUCCAGCAAAAUUGCACGUAGUAUUAUUGGAGGCACUCCACCUCCUAAUAAAACAAGUGAAAGCGAUUUAUCAGAAGGUAUUAGAAAGGAGAAAAUUGGGGUUAGCAAUAAAGAAUUGAAAGAAAAUGGUGGAGGAGGAGAGGAGAAAAUUCAUCAAUCUAAACAAGAAGAUAAAUCAAAAACUAAUAGUUAUGUUGAUUGGCGCACAGCAGAACGUAUAGGUGGUAAAAUAUCUGCAGAUCUUGCAAAUGAGAGUAGUGCAAAUAAUAGUGGGAGGGGGUCAAGAAGUUCGGGAUUACAGGAACUUGGCUCUGAAAUUGGUGGGCACUCUACCACUUCCCUCGCCGGACUAGAUACAGCAAUAUCACAUCAUCACAACGCAGCUUCACUUACCAGAUUUGAUACAGACCAUCGGGAUUUCGAUCAGCGUUUGGCACAAGUUAUUCAUACAGCAGAUGGUUCAUUUGCCAAAGGGUUUUGGAUGCAUCAAGAGUCAUUAAACCGAUGGACUCUAAAUUUUAACCAAAGAGACAUUGAAGCUGAAUAUCGUGCCCAUUUUGCGGCUGGUGACUCUUCUGAGAAGCACUCUAGUGCGCGUAAUGCAGCUACGGGCAUUGAGAAGCAUAGACAAUUAUCCACACAAUUACAAAAUAUUGGGGGUGGUGGACAUAGUGUUACAGCAGCACUUUCCCAACAACUUCGUCAAAACAAAAAUAUCAACAACAAAAAUACAACAACAAAACCCCAACAACAACAACAAUUAUUAAUUAAUAUUCCCCACCGUCACCGCCCCCGUUAUCGAUAUUCUGGUGUUUUUAUUGAUAUUUUUGUUUCCGCAUUUUCUUUUGUUGUGUGUGCAAUUCUAUUUUUGGUACAGCCUGGAAUUGAAUUAUUCCCUCCUUUUUUGGUUUAUAUCUCGGUGGCAGCGAUAUUCUUAACUGUAUGUAAUAAUUCUGAUUUUUUUUUCUGUUGUUUGUUUACUGUGUGUUUUCUUAUGUUAUUAUCUAUUUUGUGUUUUCUAUUUUGUGUUUUUCUAUAUUCUAUUUUGUGUUUUCUUGUGUUUUCAAUGAUAAUUCUGAUUUUUUUAUUUUAUAAUUCUGAUUUAGUGUUUCUAUUAGUUCGUCCUGAAUUCCUAUGUAUUUUUUACAAUUUAAUCAUUCAAUUAAUUAAAUGUAUUUUAGCUGUAAUUAUACUUGUCGGUUUACCUUUACUCAGUCGGAGGCCAAUCCUUCCAUGGCUUCAUCAGUGGGGUCCGAGACAUGUUUUGGGUGCAUUAUUAAUUGCUUUGCCUGUCGGCGUUGCUUUAUUUAAUAUUCCUCUAUGUUUGGAUAAAAUAAUUUAUUAUUAUCCACCUCCAAAAGCUCCAAUUAUUUGUAUUCAUCCUGGUCAAUUAGUUCUUCGUUUACUUUAUUCUUAUGUUUUAUUAUUGGCUUUAUACACUCAUUGCAAUUUUAGUCAACUCGGUGCCUGGCCAAAGACAGGGCAAGCAUUGGCUGUUGCACUUGUAUUUUUGUUAAGCACCUGGUUUUGUCAACACCAAUUAGACUUUAUUCGCUCCCUCGGAGCAGAUUCUACAUCAUUAUCCCCCUUCCAUUCAUUAAUCGAAGCCUCCAAAAAUUCAAAUUCCUCUUCCUCAAUAUAUUUCCAUGACAGUAUUCAACCCCAUCCGUUGCCUUGCAAUACUUCCCAACAACCUGUUUGGUCUGCUGGAAAUUUUGGAUCUCCUUUAUUUUUGUGGGAAUUGGUUUUGGAUGUUGUUUUGGCUGUUGUUUUAGUUGCUUUUCUUAAUUAUCAGGCAAAAUAAUUUUUUCCUAUUACAUUUAUAAUCUGGAAAGGCGAUAGAAUAAAAUAGCGAUAAAGGUUAAAAAAAGGUAAAUAACAGGCACGGGGGUAAAUAACAGGCACGAAAAUUAAGUAUAUAUCUAUGU